AUGGCCUCUCCACUCUCACUCUCCCUCAUCCUCUUCUGCUUCUUCCUCUUCCUUUCUCCUUCACUCUCUUCCUCCUCAGAGCUCAACAUUCUCCUCGAAAUCAAAUCAUCUCUCGACCCAGAAAAACGUUUCCUCACCUCAUGGACUCCCGACGCCGACCCUUGCUCCUCCGGCUCAUUCGACGGCGUCGCUUGCGACGGGAACCACCGCGUUGCUAACAUCUCUCUCCAAGGAAUGGGUCUCACCGGAACUAUCCCUCCUUCAAUCGGUCUUCUCACUAGCUUAACCGGUUUAUACCUUCACUUCAACUCCUUGACCGGUCAGAUUCCUAAAGAAAUCUCAAACUUGCCUCUCCUCACCGAUUUAUACCUUAAUGUCAACAAUCUCUCCGGCGAAAUCCCUCCCCAAAUCGGAAACUUAGACUACCUUCAAGUUCUUCAGUUAUGUUACAACAAGUUAAGUGGGAGCAUACCGACACAGUUAGGUUCGCUGAAGAAGAUUACUGUCUUGGCUUUACAGUAUAACCAACUCUCCGGCGCGAUUCCGGCGAGUUUAGGCGAUAUUGCUACGUUAACGAGGCUUGAUUUGAGCUUUAACGAUCUCUUUGGUCCUGUUCCGGUGAAACUAGCUGGACUUCCGUUGCUUGAAGUUCUCGACAUUCGCAAUAAUUCUUUCUCCGGCUUCGUUCCUUCCGCUUUGAAGAGGCUAAACAAUGGAUUCCAGUAUUCAAACAAUCACGGUUUAUGCGGAGAUGGUUUCACCGAUUUGAAAGCUUGCACCGGUUCUAACGAUCCGAACCUAAACCGUCCCGACCCGACAAACCCGAAGAACUUCAGAACAACCGAUGACGUAAAACCAGAAUCUGCAGAUUUACAACGAAACAACUGCAGUAAAAACAACAACAAUGGCGGAUGUUCAUCAAAAACCUCAAAGUCUUCAUCUUUUGGGAUCGUCAUGGGUCUAAUCGGAUCAAUACUCGCGAUCGCAAUCUUUGGUGGCUCAACAUUCACAUGGUACAGACGAAGGAAACAGAAGAUUGGAAGCAGUCUUGAUGCUAUGGACGGUAGGAUUAGCACUGCCACUGAGUACAACUUCAAAGAAGCUUCCAGAAGAAAAAGCUCUUCCCCAUUGAUUAGCUUGGAGUACGCGAGCGGUUGGGAUCCGUUGGGCCGAGGACAGAACAGCAACAACAGUGCAUUGUCUCAAGAAGUCUUCGAGAGCUUUAUGUUCAACCUCGAGGAGAUUGAGAGAGCGACACAGAGCUUCUCUGAGGUUAAUAUGUUGGGAAAGAGUAACGUCUCUUCGGUUUAUAAAGGUAUCCUUAGAGACGGUUCUGUUGCAGCCAUCAAAUGUAUAGCGAAAUCGAGCUGUAAAUCCGAUGAGUCCGAGUUUCUCAAAGGGUUGAAGAUGCUGACAUUGCUGAAGCAUGAGAACUUAGUGAGGCUGAGAGGUUUUUGCUGCUCGAAAGGCCGAGGAGAAUGUUUCCUUAUCUACGAGUUUGUCCCCAAUGGCAAUCUUUUGCAGUACCUUGAUGUGAAGGAUGAGGCUGGAGAGGUUCUUGAAUGGACAACCCGAGUUUCCAUCAUAAAUGGAAUCGCUAGAGGCAUUGUGUACUUACAUGGAGAAAAUGGGAACAAACCUGCAAUAGUUCACCAGAAUCUAUCUGCAGAGAAGAUUCUCAUUGAUCAUUGGUAUAAUCCUUCUCUUGCGGAUUCUGGUCUUCACAAGCUUUUCACGGAUGAUAUCGUUUUCUCCAAGCUCAAAGCAAGUGCUGCGAUGGGAUACUUAGCUCCUGAGUACAUAACUACAGGAAGGUUCACUGAUAAGAGCGACGUCUAUGCCUUUGGUAUGAUUCUGCUGCAGAUGCUCAGUGGUAAAAGCAAAAUCAGCCAUUUGAUGAUCUUACAAGCUGUAGAGUCUGGAAGACUGAACGAAGAGUUCAUGGAUCCAAAGCUUCGAAAGAACUUUCCUGAAGCAGAAGCGGCUCAGCUUGCUAGACUUGGUCUUCUCUGCACUCAUGAAUACUCAAACCAGAGACCAUCCAUGGAAGAUGUUAUGCAAGAACUGAAUAAACUAGCUGCGAGUUAUUAG
Molecule: messenger RNA, 2091 nt
Organism: Thlaspi arvense
Lineage: Eukaryota; Viridiplantae; Streptophyta; Magnoliopsida; Brassicales; Brassicaceae
Source: the annotation of a GenBank genome assembly